Molecule: messenger RNA, 739 nt
Organism: Pipistrellus kuhlii (Kuhl's pipistrelle)
Lineage: Eukaryota; Metazoa; Chordata; Mammalia; Chiroptera; Vespertilionidae
Product: protein phosphatase inhibitor 2
Exons: 1
Biological process (GO): regulation of signal transduction
Molecular function (GO): protein phosphatase inhibitor activity
Source: RefSeq, a predicted model, not a curated record
UCGCGGCUGGCCAUGGCAACCUCGCAGCAGGCCAUGACGACCUCGGCCUCGCAGCAGCCCGUGAAGGGGAUCCUGAAGAACAAGAGCUCUCUCGCUUGCUCCCUGGUGCCCUCGGCGAUGCAGGACCCGCGGCACAAGAGCAGCGACGUGCUGAGUAAAAAAUCCCAGAGGUGGGAUGAAAUGAACAUCCUGGCGACCUAUUAUAUAGAAGACGAGGACAUAAUUAAAGUAGACGGGCCAAGCACUCCAGACAAUAGCAUAGAUAGUGACGACGAAGAUGUAUUCGCUUCGGAAAACUUUGAAGCCCUGAACCCAGACAUGUUAGCUAGGAAAUUAGCUGCCGCUAAAGGCUCCAAGCCGAAGUAUUUGAUUCACGAACAAGAAAGCAGUGGAGAUGAAGACAGUGACCUCUCACCUGAAAGUAAAAAGUCUUUAUUGGCUACCUGCUGUUUAUUCUUUUUCAGGUGCUCUAUAGGAAAUGGGGAAGAAAAGCUUCAGAAAAGUACCAGAGCAGCUAAUGAAAAACAGCUAGAGUUUGAAAUAAAAAGGAAGCUUCAUGACAAUGAAGGACUUAGCCUUAAAUUAGCUAGGCAAUUAGUUUCAAAAGAACUAAGUGAGGUAGAUGAAGAAAUAUCGACGCCUACAACUGGAGAAAAUGUGAAUAUGGAACAAGCAAAUCAAACAUCUUUGGAUGACCAACAGAAAAAGCAAUCACCGAGUUCAUAGAAGAGAUUUGUUC